UACCUUGCAUUUAUCCUCGGGAAAAAGUUCCACUACAACGAAAUGUUGAUGAAUAAGUGGGAGAAAUCAAUUCAAAGAAAGAGUUCAGUCAACUUAUCUUUCUUUAUUAUUAUAUUUAGUACGUAGAAUAUUAUAAUUACAAAUUUAGUAAAAGGCUGCAUAUUUCAAAUCAUUUUUAUUUCAAAUCCAAGAGCAGAUCACUAUUAUUACAAAAAAUUUCACAGAAUUAGAUCUCUUUAGUGUGCAGUGCAUAAAGGGUAUAAUCUCAGUAAUUAUAUCGGAACAGUAAUCAGUGAUUCAGUUUUGCCAAAUGUUUUACAGUUUUGAAAUACAGUUUUGUCAAAAGCAGAGAACCAUAAUUAUCACAUAAUAAACACAGGUGCUUGUGUUAACAUAAUGUAUUCAUAGCUGCUAUAAAGAGGAACGUGCUAUCUUAAGAUAGACCUGUUAAAAAUGUAUCACCGAAAUAUGAAUGUUAUAGGUAGAAGGCUUUCCGGACAUUUACAAUUACGCCUUUUUUCUUCACAAGCAACUGUUGCCUUCUUCCAAAAAUCCCCGGAUGUAAAACCAUUUGAAGAAAUACCAGGAGCUACCGGCAGAUAUGCGUUACCUUAUUCAAUUGGAAAUAUUUUUCUUUUAAAGUCUCUAGGUUGUUUGGAUUUGCCAGUAGACUUGACAAAGUUUAUGACUACACUCCAUGAAAGAUAUGGAGAAAUUGUUCGGAUACGAACGAUGAAAAAGAAUUGGGGCGUGUUCCUCUUUCAUCCAGAUCUUGGGAAAGAGGUUCUUGAAAUACAAAUGAAACAUCCGUUUCGACCUCCAGUAGAUAUCCUUAAAAUUUACAACGAGAAGGAAAACCUCGGCCAAAGUUUGGCAAAUUUAAAUGGUGAAGAAUGGGCACAAUUUCGAAAGCCAUCCCAAGAAUUGAUAUUGAGACCGGUUGCUGUGUCUGCGUAUGUCGGAAUCUUGUCCAAAGUAGCAGGGGACUUUGUUGAAAAAAUUAAAAACUGUGGAAAAAUUGACGACCUUCGACCUACACUUGUCAAUUAUGCAACAGAGAGCUUAGGCAUGCUUUGCUUCAAUAGACGUCUUGGAUGCCUUGAUGACAGAUCUGUGAUUGACAUAAACCUUUUGGAAGACAUGUUUGACGCCAUAGAUCGAGAUUUCAAGAGCUUUGGUUUAAAACUCUAUCGAUUCUUCAACACGCCAUUGUACAAAAAAUUUAAAAGCGCAGCAGACCAAAUACAUAGUAUAUGCCAGAAAGAGAUAAAAGGAGCCUUGACGAAAUUAGAAGCAGCUAAACAGGAAGGAAGACUGGAGGAGUACCUACAAGAUCCUAAUUUGUUGUAUUCUUUAUUGAGUCACCCACGGAUGACACCUGAUAAUGUUGACAGAUUGAUAUUAGAUCUGUUUAUUGCUGGCGUGGAGUCAACAUCAAACACUUUAUCGUUUCUGUGGUUUGAGUUGGCAAAGAAUCCCGACAAACAAGACAAACUUCAUCAGGAAAUAAUUUCUGUUUGUGGUCGAGAUGAUAUUACAAAGGAAGCACUUGCAAAAAUGCCAUACCUUAAGGCUUGCAUGCGAGAAACAAUGAGGAUCUAUGUCCCGACAACACCAGGGACCUUUCGGUGUUUUGAUAAAGACAUAGUUAUUGGAGGAUAUCAUGUCCCUGCAGGGGUGAGAUUCUUAGCAUUUCUGAAAGACCUAAAAAGCAAGACAGAUAUUGUACCGUGUUUACAACAUAUGUGUCACAAUCCACGCUUGUUCAAAAGUCCAGAUUCGUUUCUUCCGGAAAGGUUUGUCAGAGACGACAAUACAUUGACGGAGGAAUACAAAAACACCAAUCCGUUUGUAACAAUUCCGUUUGGUGUCGGCCCAAGAAGCUGCAUUGGAAAGCGAUUUGCAGAAACUGAAAUGCAUGUUAUCACUGCAAAGUUUUUCCAACAAUUAGAAGCUUCUCUUCCACCUGGAACCGAUCCAGUUAUGGAGUAUAAAUACCGCACAUUUGCUACACCCAAAAAUCCAGUACCGCUUUUAAUUAAACCGAGGGAGAAUUAAAUUUAAAAACUUGUGUAUGUGUUUAUGUGUGCGUGGGCAUGUGUGUUAGAGAGAGAGAGAGAGAGAGAGAGAGAGAUACAUAAAGGACGAUAUGGAAUAAAGUAGGCGAUUAUUUAUCCAUGCGUGGUAUGAACAUGAAGGCGAGGGACCUUAAUUUGGGCCCGUCCAUUGAAAUAUUUAUAAUCAGAUUGUUAAUCAGUUACAUUUCUGGAAAUUAAUUAGAAUGGGAGACAUAACAAUGGAACUAUAAUCUUCGUACAUUCAAUUUUUCGUGUUACACAUAUUUUCUUUUCUUUUUUUCAGACUCAUACUAAAAUACAUCUAAACCAGUCA
Saccostrea echinata is the source of this 2391-nucleotide messenger RNA. RefSeq names its product probable cytochrome P450 49a1. The record is from RefSeq and is a predicted model, not a curated record. Bases 454 to 2058 code for a protein of 534 amino acids. NCBI's taxonomy places the organism in Eukaryota, Metazoa, Mollusca, Bivalvia, Ostreida, Ostreidae. The transcript has 11 exons. Gene Ontology annotation, molecular function: monooxygenase activity; heme binding; oxidoreductase activity, acting on paired donors, with incorporation or reduction of molecular oxygen.